Molecule: messenger RNA, 1633 nt
Organism: Pongo pygmaeus (Bornean orangutan)
Lineage: Eukaryota; Metazoa; Chordata; Mammalia; Primates; Hominidae
Gene: PUS1
Product: pseudouridine synthase 1
Exons: 6
Coding region: 56-1330 (424 amino acids)
Biological process (GO): mRNA pseudouridine synthesis; tRNA pseudouridine synthesis
Cellular component (GO): nucleus
Molecular function (GO): RNA binding; pseudouridine synthase activity
Source: RefSeq, a predicted model, not a curated record
UCAGGGGUCAGGGGUCGGGGAUCAGGGCGGGGUCGGGUGCACUGGUAGCCUGCGCAUGGGCCUCCAGCUUCGCGCGCUGUUGGGAGCCUUCGGACGGUGGACCCUGCGCCUGGGACCGCGUCCGUUCUGCUCGUCGCGCAUGGCCGGGAACGCGGAGCCGCCGCCCGCCGGAUCCGCAUGCCCCCAGGACCUGAGGUCCUGGGCCGGGGGCGACCGCGUCUGGGAGGACGGAGAGCAUCCGGCGAAGAAGCUCAAGAGCGGUGGGGACGAGGAGCGGCGCGGCAAGCUGCCCAAGCGGAAGAUCGUGCUGCUCAUGGCCUAUUCGGGCAAGGGCUACCACGGCAUGCAGAGGAAUGUUGGGUCCUCACAAUUCAAAACAAUUGAAGAUGACUUGGUGUCCGCCCUCGUCCGGUCAGGCUGUAUUCCUGAAAAUCAUGGCGAGGACAUGAGGAAAAUGUCCUUCCAGCGCUGCGCCCGGACAGACAAGGGUGUGUCCGCAGCCGGCCAGGUGGUAUCCCUGAAGGUGUGGCUGAUUGACAACAUUCUAGAAAAGAUCAACAGCCACCUUCCCUCUCACAUUCGGAUUCUGGGACUGAAGCGGGUCACGGGCGGGUUUAACUCCAAGAACAGAUGUGAUGCCAGGACCUAUUGCUACCUGCUGCCCACGUUUGCCUUUGCGCACAAGGACCGGGAUGUGCAGGAUGAGACCUACCGCCUGAGCGCUGAGACGCUGCAGCAGGUCAACAGGCUCCUGGCCUGCUACAAGGGAACGCACAACUUCCACAAUUUCACCUCGCAGAAGGGGCCACAGGAGCCCAGUGCCCGCCGCUACAUCCUGGAGAUGUACUGCGAGGAACCCUUUGUGCGGGAGGGCCUGGAGUUUGCGGUGAUCAGGGUGAAGGGCCAGAGCUUCAUGAUGCAUCAGAUCCGGAAGAUGGUCGGCCUGGUGGUGGCCAUCGUGAAGGGUUAUGCCCCUGAAUGCGUGCUGGAGCGCAGCUGGGGCACAGAGAAGGUGGACGUGCCCAAGGCGCCGGGACUUGGCCUGGUCCUGGAGAGGGUGCACUUUGAGAAGUACAACCAGCGCUUUGGCAACGAUGGGCUGCAUGAGCCGCUGGACUGGGUGCAGGAGGAGGGCAAGGUCGCAGCCUUCAAGGAGGAGCACAUCUACCCCACUAUCAUUGGCACCGAGCGGGAUGAACGCUCCAUGGCCCAGUGGCUGAGCACCUUGCCCAUCCACAACUUCAGUGCCACCACUCUCACGGCAGGUGGCACUGGCGCCAAGGUGCCCAGUCCCCUGGAAGGCAGCGAAGGGGACGGAGACACUGACUGAGGCGAUGGGAGCUGCCCACCAGAGUGCCUCUGAGCAGCUCACAGUGUGUGCCCAGGUGUGCCACCCCUGUGGGCAGCAAGAAGCUGGGAUCGCUGCAGCCAUGUUUUCCCGGCCAUGGCUUCUCAGGCCUGCCUGGCAGAUGUGGCCUGGCGUUGUAACCUCAGGACCCUUUCCUUGUAGGAACAGCCUUUAUCGAAUCUGUUUUCAGCUCUUGCAUUGCAUAGAUGAACCUCAGCAUGUAAAGAACUAUUUUUUUAAAGAAGUGAUUUUCUUAUUAAACAAGUACAAAUUUUGCUUAGUCAA